AUGCGCAUGCAGGUCGAUGAUGCCGAGUGGCGCAGUCCCGAAGAUGCCGUCGUGUACGAUUCGUUGCUGCUGCGAUCGGUGUUCACCCGUCUAAGACGGCAGAGUGCGAACGACGGGAUUCUCGAACUGGAUCUGUUUUCCAAGCAACAAGUCGUUGACGAACUCGAGCUGCAUGAAGGUAAGAAGCUGCUACGACGCCGACCCAACCUCCGCAAACUGCACACGCGGUUGUCGAGCUUGACCAACAUCCAGGAAAGCAUCUCGCUCGAUGCGUUCCGCAUGGCCCGUGUGCGGGACAAGACGAUUUCGUUCGACGUGGCCAACGAACUGCUGCAUGAGCUUUGUCGAUCGCAGUUGGAGGCCGAGGCAGAACGAAAGAGGGGGCUUGCUGUAGCGUACAAGCCCAUGUGGUGCACUCGCAACAAUAAGCUCGCCGACAACCACCUCGCCACGACUUACAACGUCGGCUGCAAACCACCACAUACGCUCACGAGUCGCGAGAAGUUGCUGCUGGAGCGAAGGGUCCAGUGCACGCAUGACAAAGCCAAAGUCGUCGCACAGCUCUUUGUUCAGACGCUAAUGCAAACGCUGUUUCCGCCCCGAGAGGUCCGAGGACUGCCUGGUCGGCCGUCUACAGCAGCGAACCCCUGCGACGAUGCACGGAUGCGUUCAAAAACACCGCCAGCCACCGCGAAACUCAAGAAGAUGACGCCUGCACUGGCAAGAAAAACUUCCAUCGCCUCGCCCGCACAGGAGCAGCAGCAGAUCGCCAACCUCAGGAUGCGCGUGCUAUGUCCAGGCUACGAUCCUGACAACGCGUCGCAGUGGAGAAACGUCAUCGGUAGUGGCGGUGCCUUUGACAACGCGACGGACGCAGAAGUGUUUGUGACUGCAGUGGAAUGUGCAGGGGAGCCGUCGAUGGCCCAGAAGCUGUGGGCUCAACCGCACUUUCGAUCUGCUGUGUCGCUGUGCUGUACCCGAGAUCCUGCAACAAAGGCCACCCUUGGCGGCGGGGAUUCGUUCCGCUCAGCCUCCACGCAAGACGCCACGACCACCGUCCUCCUCGAUGCUUACCGCACGUGGCUAACCACGUACCGCACAAAAGCGAUGUCUCGCUAG
This is a messenger RNA of Aphanomyces invadans, 1119 nucleotides long. RefSeq lists its product as hypothetical. The record is from RefSeq and is a predicted model, not a curated record. Bases 1 to 1119 code for a protein of 372 amino acids. The transcript has 2 exons. NCBI's taxonomy places the organism in Eukaryota, Oomycota, Saprolegniomycetes, Saprolegniales, Verrucalvaceae.